This is a messenger RNA of Tetrahymena thermophila SB210, 2631 nucleotides long. Its product is annotated as kelch motif protein. NCBI's taxonomy places the organism in Eukaryota, Ciliophora, Oligohymenophorea, Hymenostomatida, Tetrahymenidae. The transcript has 7 exons. Gene Ontology annotation, molecular function: protein binding. The record is from RefSeq and is a predicted model, not a curated record.
AUGAAAAAUCAAUAAUCUAACUCCAAAUAAAAUGGGACUAUCUCUCUACCACAUAUUUAUUCAAAUAACCAGAAAUCAUUUAGCUCACAUACUUUACAAAAUAAUGGUUAUACUAUAAAUAAUAGUAUUAAUACAAGUUAAAACAUAAGUAGCUUAUAAAAUUUGAAUUCAACAUACUAAUAGGCUAUGAAGAGCAAGAGCCCUAGCUGUAAAAAUAUUUUUGGAGAAGCCUUCACAAAAAAGAAGAUACCAAUUAGCUCACUUUCUGUGACAAAGUAUCAGCAGCUAUUAGCUGUUUAAGAAAAUGACCCAAAACAUCCAGAUAUAACUUUACAUAUUCCAGUUGACUCAAAUGAGACAUAAAAUUAUAUAAAAUCACAGUAAUUGAGCUAGUUAGUAGAUCCUAAUAAAAAAUAAUAAAAACGCAAAUCGCAGUACAUAUCUGAAAGUUUUAAUGAUCUUGAACACUCAAAAUUCAUUCCAUUUAAAAACAGCAAAGAGAUAAAUAAGCAAUAAUUUAUUAAGCUUCACUAAGAAAAUCCCUCAUUUUAGAAUUUAGAUUUUCAUGAACUGUUUGUGAUGACAGGUGAAAAAAUGUAAACUACAGAAUAGUAAUAAAAACUUUAGAAAAAAAUCAACUAGCAAUUAAAAAGUGAUUAAAACAACGAGGAAUCAAGCAGUAGCGAUGAAGAUAACGAUUAUGGAAUCAAUUUUUAGAAUGGAUUUAGGCGCAUACGUAAUGGAAAAUAAGUGAGUAGUUCCCAAUCACUAGGAUAAAGACCGCUUAAUAAAAUAGAAUUAUCUCUAAUUCAUAACAAAGAUAUUCACCACUAACUUAAUAGAAACCUUUUGUUUGAAUCUUGGAAUAGCUAUUCAGAUGUGCAACAAAGAAUAAAAGAGCAGCAAGAUGUCUUAAAGAAGAUGCCUAAAAUAAGGUAGUAUCCAAUAUUUAAAAAUAAAAAAUUGACAUCGAUACAGGGUACUAUAGAAGGAGCAUAAAAUAAUAAUGAAGAGAGUAAAGAAAAUAACUAGCCUAGCACAAAUAGAGCUAUUGGGUCAACUAAAUAGAUUAAUGUAAAAAAUGCAAACAACAACAAUGGGACUAGUUCAAAUCAAUAAAAUAGUGAACCUGACCCAUUAAAUAAUAAAUUUAAUGAAGAAGAUGAUAAAAAAGUAAGAUUUUUAAACUCUGUUUCUGGAAACUAUUCUGUUUAUUGGUAUUCUUUUGAAUAAAACCACUGGAAACCAGACAUUAGAGAGUGUUAAAGCUUGAUUGUAGAAGGUAAAAAAGGCUAUUUAUUUGGUGGAGUAGGAAAGGAAUUAUACAAUACAAUAGUCGAGCUUGAUUUAGAAACAUUUAAAUGGCAGGAAGUUAAAACAAGCUAAAUGAGUGGUAACAUACCAUCUGCUAGGUUUGGACAUUCUUGUCACUUAUACAAAAAAAAUUUAAUAUUUUUUGGUGGAGAAUAUAGACAGACCUAGAACUAAAUUAAGUUUAGAGAUUGCUUACUAGAUGUUUAUUCAUAUAAUUUGGAAACAAGAGCAUGGAAAUAUAUUACUUGUACUGGAGGUCCUCUCUAACCUCGUAGAAAUCAUGCUUCUUGUAUAAUUGGGCGAAAUCUUUUAGUUCAUGGAGGAGUGAACAACAAGGAUCAAUCAUUAAGAGACAUGUGGUUUUUAGAUUUAGGUACAUAAACAUGGAGUGAGGCUGUAGUUAAUGGAGAAUUCGAAUCAUCUUAUCAUAAAUGUGUUCCUGUUUAUCACAGCUAAAGGUGUGGAAAAAUAAAUAUUUACAAAUCAGCAGAGCUGAAAGUAACUAAAUGGGGUGCAUCUAUUUAACAAGAAGGUGUCUAUUUCUUUGGUGGUAAAAAUACAAAAGGAGAGAUCUUAGGAGAUUUAAAAAUUUUAAGGACUGAUAUCAAGCCUAUGCAGUGGAUUAAGCCAGAAACAAAAGGCAUUGGACCUAAAAAUAGAUAUGGUCAUACUAUGGAAUUUUCUUAAGAAUUUAACUUUGUUAUAAUUCAUGGUGGUAAAAAUGACAAUGAACUCGAAGUUUAUUUUAGUGAUCUUUUCCUAUUUAACGUUGAUGAUUUUAAUUGGAUCAAAAUUUAAGUUAAUGGCAGAUAACCAUAUGCAAGAUUCAACCAUUCAUCAAGUGUUUAUGAAUCAAAGUUAGUUGUUUUUGGCGGUAUCAACCUUGAUGGAUUUUUAUAGCCUCAUGUAAGUGUCUUGGAGUUAGACAAUGUAAUUGCAGGGAAAAUGUAGGAAAGAGAAGAUUCAUAAUUAAUUCAUUAAUUUUCAGGUAUGAGAUAAAGCAAUGCAGAUGAUAAGGAUAAUAAAAAAUCUAAUAAAAAUAAUUCUCAUAAUAUUAAAUUUGAAUAUAUUCCCUUCUCUGAAAGAAUUAAGGAGUUAGAAAGUGAAUUGGAUGAAUAAAAAAUUUUAGUUAACUAAUUGAGCUUUCACAACUUUAAAUCUUUUUUACCAAUACCUAGAUUCCCUACCUAACCAUACUCACGUGUGCCUAAUAAACGUAAUACGUUUUUGAAGCAAAAUAUAAAUGUAGAUACUUAGUCAAAUACUUAGAUAAAAACACCUACAAACGAAAAUAAAUAAAAAAUAUCUUACGAAUGA